CAUCACUUUUAUUGCACUCUCAGGAGUCUUCUCGAUUUCUGUUGUGUCUAAUCUUGCAGAAGUGGAAUGUACCAAAACCACAUCAAAGACACCAACAACAACUGCAAUAAAAGUCUCCUCAGUGAUCACAAGGAAAAGCUUAUCCAGGCUAUUAAAAGAAUUAAGCAUGAGGUAGAUGAAUGCAGGGAAGCGGAGAGAGAGACAUACAUAGAGUCUCUUGAAGUGGAGAACAGUUUUGAUGCCCUGGAACGAGAAAUCAGUGCCGAGUUUCAGAACCUCCAUCGUUUCCUGGAUGAGGAGGAGGGCAGGGACCUGGAGCGGCUGAACAGGGAGAAGCAGAAACAACUGAAGCAGCUGAAGGAAAGAGAGAAGAAGAUAGUGGCGCAAGGGAGAGACCUGCAGAGUGCGAUUACAGUGCUGAACGGCAAACUGGCCGAGGAUGACAGUCCUAAACUGCUGAAAGAAAUUCAAGACCUCAUAAAAAGGUCUCAGGUCAGCUUCGUACUCCCGGCGGAGGUGGACACCGAGGUGCGCUCCGGUCAGUUUGUGGGGCCCAUACAGUACAGGAUAUGGAAGCACAUGAAGAGCUGCCUCUACCCAAAUAUAACCUCAGUGAUCUUUGACCCCUACACAGCCCACCCUAACCUGUCCUUGUCCCAGUCCUGCUCUUCAGUCUGGUUUGACGAGGAUAAAGACACAAAGGACUGUGAUUCAAACCCUCGACGGUUCCACUAUUAUUACUGCGUGCUGGGCAGUCAGGGUUUCACCACAGGCCGACAUUACUGGGAGGUGGAGGUGGCUCGUAAGACGGCGUGGAGGUUGGGCGUGGCAAGUGAGGAUGUGGAAAGAGGGGAGAUGGAUGCUACGGGGACAUCGAGCGGUCUGUGGACCCUGGCCCUGAAGGGAGGAUCCGUUAUGGCCUGCACAGACCCAGAACCAACAAAGGUUACCGUAUCUGUGCGACUUGUUCGCAUUGGUGUGUUUUUAGACUGUGAAAAGGAGGAAGUGUCUUUCUAUAAUGCAGUUACUAUGGCGCCAAUCUACACCUUCACUAUGGAUACAGUGACCGCUCCUUUGUUCCCCUUCUAUAACCCAUGUGACGCAGAUGAUGGGAAGAACAAAGCAGCACUAAAGAUCUUCAACCCUUCACUUUGAUCAGGGACUGUUUUCCAGACAAAAAAAAGUUAGUAGAAUUAAUAUUUGUAGCUUUAAUUGAAAAUUAAAUUUAGUUAAAAUCAAUCAACAUUUAAAUGAAAAUAAAAUAAAUGUAAACUAUUCUAACAGUCAAAUCAAUAUUGUUUUGGGGUAUUUUCAAUGCAACAAUGCCAUAUAUAUACUGAUUCCAGCUCCUCAGGUUUGAAGCUUUACUUCUUCUCUUUUGUGUUCCUGGAAAUAAUAAUAAGAAUUCAAGUUGAUUAAUUUAAAAAUUAC
Molecule: messenger RNA, 1431 nt
Organism: Notolabrus celidotus (New Zealand spotty)
Lineage: Eukaryota; Metazoa; Chordata; Actinopteri; Labriformes; Labridae
Product: zinc-binding protein A33
Exons: 6
Coding region: 67-1155 (362 amino acids)
Molecular function (GO): protein binding
Source: RefSeq, a predicted model, not a curated record